Messenger RNA from Cuscuta campestris, 1521 nucleotides. NCBI's taxonomy places the organism in Eukaryota, Viridiplantae, Streptophyta, Magnoliopsida, Solanales, Convolvulaceae. The record is from the annotation of a GenBank genome assembly.
UAGUAUUUAUACAUAAUAUUAGGCAAAUGAAAUAAACAUCACACGGAGUCCUCCAUAUACAUUCAUCGAGAGCUUUAAGCAUGAGUGGUGGAUUAUGGACGAUGGAUGAAUAUGAACAUGAUGAUGAUGAUGAUGAGUCAUCAUAUGAUGAUGAUGAUGGCGAGGUAGUGCAACCAGCGAGUCCUGCUGCACAGUACAUGAACAGCAAAGUGUUGUCCCUCUGCAUCAUUGCUGUUCUGGAGACAAAAGUUGCCCUCCAUCUCCAUGAACCCCAUCUCCUUUCCACUGUAAAGGAUGUCUUCUUGCCCAUCUGUCCUAGGUUUUCCUCUAUCAUGGUUAGCCAGGCAAACGGGGAGAAGAAAUGGAAACGGGUAGAGGUAAAUGUUGCCGACCACCUCCAGUUCCCGACAUAUCCGUCCGGAAGGGAACCGGAAUAUUACGACGAGCGUCUGUCGGAGUAUCUGACAAAGAUCUCCAUGGAUCCGUUGCCACAAACACGCCCGUUAUGGGAAAUUCACAUCUUCGGUUACCCGACGAGCGACGCCCCCGGGAGCUUCAUCUUCAAGCUCCACCACUCGCUCGGAGACGGGUACUCGUUGAUGGGUGCUCUUCUCUCCCUCCUUAAAAGGGCCGAUAACCCGGCGCUUCCCAUGACGCUCCCUCGCCGGGUGAGCAGUCAACCGGCGAGGGGGCACCACCUCCGACAAAUCAAAACCAAUCUUAACGUGACUAUAAACGACGUGAUAACGGGGAUAGUGACUUACGGGACGAGGCUAUACAUGCAAGAGAUGGAGAGAGAGACAUGCAACGGGAGGUGCACUUCCCUGGUGCUCUUCAACACCCGGGCUAUCGGAGGCUACAAGACGGUGGCGGAGAUGAUCAAACCAAACGCCGAAAUGCCUUGGGGCAACCGCUUCACUUUCCUUCCUCUCGCCAUUCCCAAACUCCCUCCGGCGGCGGCAGCGGCGGAUCCCCUUCGGUUUGUCUUCGAAGCCCAUCGUGUGGUCAGGAUGCAAAUGUAUUCCGCUUCGGUUUAUCUCAAUGCCCAACUCCUCGAAUUCUCCAGGAAGCUCAGAGGCCCUGAGUGUAAUGUGGUGAGCUUUGCGUCAUCUUACCGAAGUAUGUCAUCUCACCGUAAGGCAACGGCAAAAAUGAUUCGAGGAAUAUUAAAGAACACAAGCAUUACUAUGUCAAACAUGAUUGGUCCGGUGGAAGAAGCAACCUUCCUUAAUCAUCCUCUCAAAGGCUAUGUCUUUGUUGCUGGCGCUCCACAGUCUCUAACGGUGGAGAUGGUGAGCUACGUGGACAUUAUGAGAUUGUCGAUUGUGGGGGAGAAAGAUUUCAUAGAUGGGAAGAGGCUCAAGUCCUGCAUCCUCUCUGCUUUUCACCAAAUCUACACUUUGGGUGUAAAUUAAAUACAAUCACUCUCCAACUCUAUUCCGUCUGUUUGACUUUUUUUAUUUUAAUUGGAAAAACUUCAAAAGGUGUUGCUUAAUUCACAAUUAAAUAAAGGGUAUUGCU